AUGGAGGGAAAGUGGAGACGGACCCAAAGCAGCACCAAGCAGAGCGAGAGCCCAGCUGCCCCCGGUCCGAAGGCGUUUGGCUUCAGCCGUGUUGUCCUGAAGAGGAGGAUUACGGUUACUGAGCUUAGAAAAGCCAGACUCCCGCUCCAGCUCCAGCAGACGAGCUACUGCGCCUACGUGGUGCAGCGCAACGUGACGUGCACGCUGCAGGACGGGGCCGAGAGCUACGUCAAGGCCGAGUACCACAAGUGCAGCUGGGGACCCAAGUGCCCCGGCAAAGUGCUGUACCGCACCUUCUUCAGACCCAAAUACAAGAUUGGCUACAAGACAGUGACUGAGCUGGCCUGGAGGUGCUGCCCAGGCCUCAUGGGAGAAGGAUGCCAUGAUAGCCCGACCGACCAACCUGGCCUCCUACCCCAACAUCCCAGCCCUAAAAUGCCUCCUGGGCAAAAGAUGUUUCCACUCCCUAGGGUUCCUCCCCAUCCGAAAAGCCACCCUGACCUGUUCCCAGGACCAAAGAAGAAUCCAUAUGGCAGGAAGUUGCCUGGCCUUUUUGGAGACCGCCUGGAUCGACUGGAAGAAGAGGUGAGGCGCCUCUCCCAGGCCUAUGACAGUCUGCACACCAUGGUGAGCGGCCUGGGUGACCGCCUGCGGCUGGCUAUCCGGGAGGACACCACCAAGAUGAUUGGGUCCCUGAUGAACAGCCCAGGUGUGCCUGACUCAACGGUGGGCUUUGGCAUCAUUCCUGAUGGCCUGGUGGAUGUAGCAGACAAGGCUGACAUCACUGCAUACCCUCCUGUGGGGGAGAUCCUGACCAAAGUGACAGAGGUGAGUGACGUGCUGAAAACCAAGGCAGACUUGCUGCACGAGGUUCGUGGCAUGGUCCUGGACCACGACGGGCAGAUCAAGCACCUGCUGGAGUCAUCCCGGCCCUCACCCCUCACCUCCAUUGACCUCCUGGAGGAGUAUGUGGACACUCGACUGAGCAACCUGCGUGGAGAGCUGCUUGAUGGUUUUGAGAAGAAGCUGGGGAAGAUCCAGACCACGUGUGACUUCCGGAUCCAAGAAGUGCAACAGCAGUGUGAGGAGGAGAAAGCUGCCAACCUGCUGCUGCAGCAAACUCUGGAUGGGAAGGAGUUAGAGAUCAAGAAAGAGAUUUCCCAGCUGGAGACCCAGAUCCAAGGGCUGACGGUGGUGGAAAGCUGUUGCAGCAACCUGGACUACCUCACUGAUCGUAUGAACAUCCUGGAGAAAGGUCUGCACAGCAUCUCUGAGUCUCAGAAAAACUUGCACUCACGGCUGGAUGGAGAAGUCUCCACUGUCACCCUAGAAAACCUCUUUGAAGGGCGCUUUGAGGACCUGGAAGCCAGGCUCAAUGCUACAGAGAGGGAAACAGGGAGCUGCUGCUCCAGUAUAGAGGACAGCAUGCGAGGCAUUGUGGUAGCAGAGGUGGAUGGCAUGAGGACUGCCUUUGGAGACAAAAUGCAGACCUUGGAGGACAGAUUCACGACCGUUAUGGGAGAGCUGAACAACAUCAGUGCUCCUGUGGGCAUGGAUGGAGCAGUGGUGCCUGUGCUGGAGGGAGAGCUUGCUAGCAUAAGGAAGCAUACGGACGAGAGAUUGGAGGUGUUGCAGAAUCGCCUCAUCACGCUGGAAAGCACUUGUUCCCUGGGCUGCACCUCUGCUUCCAAAGAUGUGGAGACCUUCCGGACAGAGAUUGAAGACUGCCAGAACAAGAACCAGGACCUGCUCCUCCGGAUGGACAGCAACUACGACCUCCUCAGCAAGCUGAAUGCCACCAUUCUGGAGAUCCAGCGGCGAAUAGAGGAAGAAGCAUCAGGAGGUUUGCAAGGGGAGAUCACCUUGCUAAAGAUCAACCUGAAUACCAUGAGCAAGUCUCUGACAGGGCUCAAGGACUCAGUCUCCCAGUACUCAGACACUGUGUCACACGUCAACUCUUCACUGGAUGAGCAUGAGCGAAAGAUCGAGGACGAGGUCCACUCCAUCCAGGAGAAAGUCAGCGACCAAGGCUCCCAGCUGUUCUUCAGCAAUCGGCGUGUCCUGAACCUGAAAGGAGACUUGGAGCGACUCAAAGCCAGGAUUGUCAGUGAUCUGAGCUCCUGCAAAAACGUGGCCCAUGACCUGCAGCAGGAGAUCUCUCACUUCGACGACCGGGUGUCCCGAGUGGAGAGCGUCUGUGGCAGGCUGGGUACCGUCACGGGAAGCUUGGAUGUCAUCAGGGACGAACUGGAGAAACACACAGGCAGUCUGUGGGACUACAUGGACCAUAUGAACAGGACCCUGGCUGCCCACUCUCAGGAAAUAACAGGACUGAAGGACAACCUGCUUGACUGCCAAGCCAAAGUUUCUGAGCUGGCGGAGCAGGUCAGCCACUUGGAGGAGCAGGCAGAUGGAAAGCAGCAUUAGCCAUCCUGAAACUUGCUUCUUUUUUUUCUCCUCGUCCUGCCUUGAAGAACAGAAUUAACUUAUAUCAUACAGACUUACUCCAAUGUGACAACAGUUCUUUGGAUAUUUUUUUAAUGAAAAUAUAAAUUAAAAGCUGCUACAACCUCUUCUUCCCCAUCCCCCUUUUUUUUAAAACUUACCAGCCCUCCUUUUCCCUUGCCAUUACCGUACUUCCCUCCUGAUGUUUAGCAGCUGUACUGACACUGUGUAGCAAGGUGCCUGCCUCUGUAACUGGGGGUAUUGUUUUGGCUUCUGGACUGAUGACUCCAGAAGGGCAAUUCAAGAGGAAGCGGGAGGGGGGAAUUUUUUUUUUUUUUUUGGAUUUAUCUCUUCUUGAAGAAUAAAACCCUGUAGUUGUGUUGUGAGUUGAGGAAUAGAGUUUCUCUGGCCUAAAGACCACCUGCAUCUUAAUCCAGAGAGUAAAGAGAGCCAGGGCUCCUUAUAGGCAGCAAAACUUGCGACAGGAAUUACGGAUUUCAAAGACAACAAGUAUUCGCACAUCCCCCUGGACUGUAUUCCCCUCUUCGAGAUGUCAGCCCUCCUUGUGUAAGGUAAAUCUGUUUAUACACUUCAUGCAAAUGCACAUGCUCUACAGAGCAUAUGAGGAUAUGCAUUAGGAAAACAUAUAGUUUGAACAAUCCACUGUCAUGGUGCUUGUCUGAUUGCAAAGUUUUUCUUGGUGUUCCCCCUUUCCCUUGCCAUAUUUUGAAAAACCACACUGAGCAGUUAACGACUGCCACAGCGGCAUUUGCAGGAAGGCCACGCAGUGCCUUGGCGGUGCUGUGCUUUGUGAUCCCAUUGUACUUUGCUCUCUGGUUGCACCUGGGACUGGCACAAAGGGUUACGAAAAGCUUGUGUCUUCCCUGAUGAACCACAGCCCUUUGCAUGUUACUGAAGACACGUGUCUGUAGAUGCCUGAAGAACAGUCCUGCCCUCCAGCUCUGGCACUCUUCUGUUUUAUUGCUUAAACUGUGAAGAUGGGUUCCCUUGUGUCCUUGUGGGGAAGGUGAGGUCCAGCUCUGAGAGGGAGGAGGCACCAGUUCUGCAGGGAGUCAUAGCAUUUCCCUUUCCAGCAGCACAGGAGCACAAGCCUGCUUCCUCCUCGCAUUCAUCUGCUAACGCUGCCCAGGAACCCACUCCCUUAGCAAGCGCCAAGGAAGAGGAGGAGGAAGGUAGGGAUCCCUCACAGCAUCUCUGAGAAGCGAGCCAGGACAUGUCCUUGGCUCAGCCAUGGGGAAGGGUUGACCCCCCCCACUCGGGGGCCUGAGCCAGGCUGCAGGAGGUACAAGAGACCUGGGUGAUUUGCCCAAUGUCACUCUGGUUUCCCAUGAAAACACAGACUAGAAAAGGCCAUACAAGCUCCUGAGUGACUCCAGAUUCACCGUGUGGAUCUGGUGCCCCUCCCGCAUAGCCGUUCCCCACAAAAUCCACCUCCUCAGAGAGGCCAGGCAUGGGCCUCCUCUGCUGUUCAGCCUGUAGGGACUUUAUUAUCAGAAAGGAUGAAGAGGAAAUGAAAGAUCCUCCAUGACCAGCUCUGGCACUUUAUAGCAGAGGAAUACGUUUUUCUGUGGGCUCUGCACGGCAACUAACUGAGCCUUUCACAGCAGCUAGCCUUCAGCCCUGCUGCUGCCUUGCUAUGCGUCCUUGCUCUUCCCCACCGUGGUUUCCCGAGUCAGGACAAACGGUGGAAGUAGUAAGCACCACACAGCCUGCUGCAUCCACCCGGGAGCUGCUCUCUGCUUACAAGGCAGCAGCAAUGCCCAGCUGAGGGGCAACAGGGACAACUUUUCUCCUCCAUCCCAUCCCAGCUGAGUUAGCUCCUUCAAACAGAAGCUCCAAGGCUGGAAGGAACCACAAGGAUCACCAAGUCCUGCUGGCCAUGUCGUGUUACCCUGAUACGGUAGAAACGUUUUCUCCUGCUACGCAAGCUUGCAGCAUCCAGCUGGCAGUACGAGCAGACCAAACCUUCCACCACACUUUUACCACCUGUCUGCUUGGACUGAGGGAUGCUCACAGCGACAAAAUCCACUUGCUCUACUCCUUGCUGAUUUGGGGCAAGGCUGCCACUGCUGAGACUCUUGUUCAGCUGAGGGAGGAAGGAGCUGAGGAGCAAUAUCCAGCUGCCUUUGGCCAUCCCAAAGAAACUGCUGUUAGAGCACAAAGACAGUUUCAGCCCCAGCCAAAGAAGAGGGUUUCAAGCCAGCCCUUGGUCCUGUUUAAUGGUCCAGGGAGCCCUCUCCCCUCCUGCCCUAGCCAACCUCCAUAUCUUGUCACAAGAGGGAGAAAAAGGGCUGCAGCAACCAAAGAGGAAAAACUAACCAAGCACCAGGCUAAUGGUAUUUCCAGGCAGGCUAGUAAGCCACAGCUUGGUUUAGAGAACAGCUGAAUAAGAACAGCUCCCUCCAGCACAGAGGGAGCUGCGACUGUUGGUAACAAAGCUAGGACAGGAGAAGCAAGGAAGAAAUCCACCUUCCAGAAAAUGGUGCUAUGUUGGACUGUUCCUGCCUAGUCACUUGAAGAUAUGGACAGUUUGUAUGUCAGUUCCCAGCUAUUCAUGCUCCAAAAAGUGAAAUGAACUUUGUGUAAAAUAGGGCAUUUGCUGCUUGCAAAGAGGGAAGGAUACUGGCCUUGUGGUUGUUCUUGCACUGGGCAGAUUUCUGAGGGGGCUGGCGACUGAUCCUGUUAAGAGGCUGUGUUUUAUUGGUUUUAAAACCUUGUACA
Messenger RNA from Struthio camelus australis, 5187 nucleotides. The record is from RefSeq and is a predicted model, not a curated record. Lineage: Eukaryota; Metazoa; Chordata; Aves; Struthioniformes; Struthionidae.